This is a messenger RNA of Amoebophrya sp. A120, 6570 nucleotides long. The record is from the annotation of a GenBank genome assembly. NCBI's taxonomy places the organism in Eukaryota, Dinophyceae, Syndiniales, Amoebophryaceae.
UUAUACCAGCGUCAGCACGGCUGCGAGUUCUUAUCGGUAUAAAUACCAACUGCAGCCUACCUUUUUUCACGUCUAGUAUCGAAGCACUUCAAUUUUUUUUUCUUUUCAACCUUUUUGAUUCUGCAUGUGUUGUAAUUAAAAAUGAGACUGAUAAAAGUAAGGAUUCCAGCGACAUGACCACAUCUAUCAGAAACGUACAGUGAACACGAAGCCAUCGCUUCUUGUAGUUCCUCUUGUCUUAAUUUUUCCUUCAUCAUCAGCAUCAGUAGCUGCACUAAGGAUCAUUUCUGGCAAAUUGAGCAAGAAGUCGAAGAACAACUACAACUACGACACUCAAUAAAAAAAAAUAUCACCACGACGUUCCCGGUUAGUUACCUUGGCAAUACAACCGUUAGAAGCGGCACCGGUAGGCACCGCCUGGUGGAGGAGGACCAAGAAAUGCCCGGCGCGAAGAGCAAGGCAGGGAACAAGCGGAAGCAGGUUGCGGGGGCUGCUUCAGGGGAUUCCGAACCGAACGAUGUCCUUUCUGAGCAAGAAAUACAAAUGACUGCUGCCACAAACUCCGCUUCUGUGUCGGCGCCAUCCGGCGGCUCGUCGGCGUCAUCAGCUCCAGCCGCGAAGAAGAACAAGCAAAAAAGCAAGGGCAAUCAAGAGGAUUUCUCCCUUAAGUAUUUGUGUUUCUGCAAGAGGAUCUGAAUCUUGUUAUCUGUUUGAAGGAAGCUAAAGUGAAAGUCAACAACUUUGUGUUGCUUGUCGUGCUUCAUUUUGUUUUUGGACGACGAACUACAGUACAACAAGAACAAUAUAUAGAGCCUAUUUUGUUUUUUUUCUAGAAGACAUGACAAGUCGGACCGCGUCGCUUUGCAGAUGCAGAAUGUUGAUGCAGUAGCUGUAGCGCAGAACAAGAUAGAAGAACAACGUCGCAAUUGUGUGUUUUCUUUGCACGAUCUCCACCUUGGUGAUCUUUUCAGUCGAUUAUACUGAUGACUUGAACCUGCAGGUCACUGGACCGGGACGCACGGAAACAGGCAUGGGCAAGAAUAAAAGUGCGAUUGCAAAGUGCCUUUCUCCUCAAUCUGGUCCAAGAUGCGCUUUCGAGUGUGCGCGGAGCUGCGCUGCAUUCGCCGCGUGACGAAAAGAAAGGGGGAACCCCAACCAACAAGGGAGCCAGCAAGAAAACCAUUGCCCAAAGAAUAUCAGAAUUACGCAGCUUCAUCCAGAGUAACUUCAUGGCAAUCUUUUCGCUGUUCUGCGUGUUCAUGCUUUUUUACAUGAAAGCAUCGCAGGAGGGUUACCAGGGGGACCAAGACGAUGGCGGCAUGAACCCCUACGACGUAUAGAUUUUGAUUAUCAAGAUACUUGAUGUCCUCGGCACUGAUUUACUUAUGAAAGUACUGUGUUUACACAUAUGGCGGACGCAGAUCGGUGAAAUCAAUUUCAGUUUUGAUAAAUUUUCUUUUAGUAAGUAUGUGGCUCAAAUAGAAGCUCGAUGCAUAAAAACUAUAGCUCGCGCAAAGAUAAAGCGAUCGCGGGAUCGGUGUUUCGCGCGAUGGUGAUGAACGUUUAAGGUUCCACUGUCAAUCGGUCCAGCCUGCCUCCUUCAUGCUUCUACACCAAAGAUGAAUUGGGGACGACGUACUUCUAUUUUAUACUUUAUCUGACGCAUUUCACAACUUUUCAGGCCCUUGGAGUAAGUCCGCGCGCAACACAGGCCGAGAUCAAAAAGGUUUACAAGAAAUUAGCCUUGGAGUGGCAUCCGGACAAGCACGCGAAAGAUUGCGAUUCUUGUGCUAAGCGCUUUCACGAGAUCACGGUUGCGUUUGGAAAGAUCGGGGAACCUGACAAGAGAAAAGCAUACGAUUCGAACCGCUCCGCAAAAAAAGACGUCCUCACCAACAGUAAAUAUGAGACUGCAAAACUCACGACCCGCCUUCUCAUUUCUCAUGCAUAAUUCAAAGCCCACCCUUUGCCUCAUGAAACUGCUUGCAUGACAGACUUCGGAUGCCGUAAGGGUAAGACCACUACAAUCCUGUGGUAUUAAUUCGUAUUUGUCAUGCAAAAGUAGGCUGCAUCUUCACUUCACUUCUUUUUGCCGGCGCUUGGGUUGCGGUUCAUUGCAUAGGGGGCGAGGGGGAGUUGUGCACUCUCAUAGUCACUCUAUAAAGCUCACACCGGAGGUCUGGCUAAGAGACGUGUCGAAAUCGAACGAAGUGUGGCUGAUCCUGGUAAGUAUUCUCAUUAGUGAAUGAUCAAAAGCAGAACCACAACCAAUAGCUCCUUGCAUUCUCAUGGAUGCCCUAAAAUGAGAAAGUGGCGGCACUUAACAGAAAUACAAACUAUAGAGGAGGGCUGCCAACGGCACCGCCACGCCGAUCUACAUUUAUGUUCGGUGGAACUUCUUUGGCCUAUUAAUUUAUUUUGAUUUGCGCCCCACAAGAGAAAUGCCAAAGGCAGUGCCUAUUUUAUCAAAGCUUUUUGCGUGCUACAACCGUACUAAUUCUAAUUAUACUAAAAUAAAAAUUAAGUUCUACGACGGGCAUGAUAGCUCCGGCGGCAUGUUUCCGGUUUUCGAAGAGCUGUCCCUGAAACACGGGAAUUACGUCCGGUAUGCGCAUUGCGAUGUGACAAGUCCCGAGGGUGCAAAGGUGCAGGCUAUGUAUCCGCAGAAGUUUGUGAUCCACCCAGUGAUCAGUCGCUACGUAUACGGUGAGUAUCCUGAGCUCUGGACUCCGGGCCGGGGGGAGACCGAGGGUAGCGGCGUGAAGGCGCUGAGGCGGUACUUGCAUGUGUUUUUUGUAUACGCCAUAUUGAUUAUGAAUAUGAUUAAGAUUGACAUUGAGACUGUCCUUGAAGAGGUCCUCGUAGGCCGUGCGGCGCCUGCGCACUUCUACUACGCAUAAUUGACGUCUCCUCGUCUUCCAUAUUACAGCUGGAAUAUUAGUAGGAUGAAAAUGUGGCCGAGACGAGUGGGACUUUCAGUUUCAGGUCAACGAAGUAUACAAAUCCUCGUAAUAAUAAAUCGCUGCCUCGUUCACUAUUGACCACAGGUUUAUCUACGAAACAUAUCCGACAAACCGGGUGCCCUUCGUACCGGCAUCGAAUGUCGGAGACUGGAUGAACGAAAAUGACGUGCUGUUCGUCACACCCUCCUCGCAGAUGAUUCCCAGCAACCCUGGCGUGGGCCGCCUAAGCAAGGAAGAGUGGAAAGGUACACCAGGCUGUUGAUGGAAUAACCUCUACUUUAUAGAGGUUGCCGUUGUUUUCAAAAGUUGUUGAUCAGAGAAGUUUGUGUAGUUUAUCUGGCGGUAGUGUCGCCUGGAAAUGGAAACGAGUAUUGUCACCAAGAGCUGUACCGAAUGUAUUUGUAAGUGAGCAAAAACGCGAUGGGCAAACAAGGAAGAUAAGGGUCCUCACGCGGACAAGCAAAUUAGUAUCUGCAUAAAGACGAAUAAAGCGAAAUAAGGGUGGUCGCACCUUGACUUUAUCUUUUGCAUUUCGAAAGUGAGUGCAACUGAAUCGACUGCAGGCUUCACGCAGCGGAAUGUUUUUGCCGAACAACCGGAGAAGCUUCUGCCUGUCGAGAGUGUGCUGGGAAUCUACAAGUACGGAUUGCGGUUUACGGGCCCGAGUCGGAGUCGGGCCAACAAGGCUGGUUCGGGCAUGGGCCAGCAGAUGCGAAUCGGUAUCACAAGUAAGGACGAACUGUUUCACUACUUGCUCCAGGUGAAGCAAGGCUCCAGUACUGCCGAGGAGGAGGAACUCGGGCGGAAAGCUUUCCUGUUCUUCCAUCUCCUGGAACAGCAGUGGGGAAAUAAGUGGCAGGACAGCCCCUACCUGGCCAUCACGCCAACACGAAACGCCACGACGCUCCCAGACGGCAGAGAAAUGGAAGGCACGCACAAAUUUCAGCUGCUCUACUUGCCUGGGAAGCAGAGCGCGCAAAACGCGGAAUUUCUGAAGCGGCACGUCGUCGGCGUGCCUCCAGGUCGAGGAGGCCAGCCCGUGCCGAGUUACUCUCGUGCCGACUAUCUUGACAAACAUGGCAAAUUUCCGGUGGAAAAACAUCCGACCACCUUGCCGUUGGAGUUGCGUCAGGCUACGAACUACGGUUACCUGCGGCACUUCUUCCGGCCUUAUCUAAAAGCCGCCGAGAUGUGGGAAGCCAAAUUUGGUUCUUGCUUCAAUAUUUACGAGGCCACCAGUUUGCAGUCCUUUGUUGAGAUGGAUGAAAAUGGUGGAAACCUUAUCCGAGACGCGGUACCUCCGAUGCUGCGCAGAUAUAAUACUUCAUGAGAUUGUGAUAGUGAUUGUAGUCUGGGGCCUUACCGCCCCCGCCCCCAUAAUUCGACUAGUACGUAUUAUUUUUAUUUGCGUUCUUCGUAGAGUGGUGCCAGUGCUCCUUCUACUUCGUCAAAUGGACGACGAGGAUGAUGAAAUUGAAAACCUGAAAAAUCCUCCAGUUGGGUGGGGUAGCGUCGGAGGCAGACGACGUGCCGCAGAACGAGUCUCCCGAACUGUGCGACACUGCGCCGAUCGCGGCUACGCGUGCGGAGGAAUUUAAGUUGCUUGUGGCCGAGUCCCCCGAAAAAGCGUCGGGUCACUUGAUCGAACAGUUUCUGCAGGACGUGGCCAAUCGUCUCGUCCUUCCCGUAGACCAGAGCAACUAUCCUGUACUCUGCCGAGUUGGAACGAGCUUCGCGCGAACUAGAAAUUACUGCCUCUUUAUCGAGGCCGGGAAGUUGAAGCCUACCGGUGCCGCCGCCGCGGUGCUGCGAGACUUGGAGAAGGGAAAACAGAUGUAUAGAGCGACUUCUUUAUGAUUAUUUUUUCUUUUAGGACGACACCGACCAUUUUCGUGAGUUUUCCAGGUCUUUGGGCAUGUUUGAAAAUGCUCAGGAGAGUCAAAGUCCCAACUCCCUUCCACCUCAAACACUACUGACGUACGUAUUAAAAAAAAGGAAAAAGAGCUGUAAAUCGCCUUUGCCACGCUCGAGCAACUUCUCUCCAUUGGGGAAUUGAGAAAGCCGCUAUGCCGAACUACAGCCACUAUGUAUUUUUAUGGCCUAAAAGUCGAAGCUGAGUUUGGUAUUUUUUUGCAAUACAUUACAUGAGCAUGACAAUGAUGCGUAGUUCUACGUACAUGCCACGGGCCCGUCACCACCCCGCGCUCGGUAGCGGAGUUAGUUUAGCAUGGCAAACGAAAACGACCACGAUGCGUGACGAGUGAAUGUGUCUUGCGCGGCGUUCGCACUAUCAUUAAUUUUGUCCUUGUUCUAGCUGCAGCGAUAGCUAUAGAAAGUAAUUUAGAUAUAAAUCCAAAUCCAAUUCUACGACAGCUACGCCAAGGAACUAGGUGGCGGCGCAGAGGCCAACAGUGAAUCGGAUGCCGACACAGAAGAGGAGAAUUUUGAGACGCGGUUGCAGGCAGUUGUGUAUCAAGGCAGUGAUUUGGUGGGGACUGCAAAGCUCUGGCCAGUGUCGGCGGCAUUCCACGCACAGGUAACCAGUCGUUCGGAACUCGAAGGCUACGACUACCUGGUGGUGGAGGCCGAAACAAAGCGCGUCGCCCCCAUUCGCUCGAAGGACGUGAAGCUGGAAGACCUCUUCACCUCUCUGGCGUUCGAAGAUCUUACCCUGAUCGAGGAUUUCCCCGAGCUUCGCUACUUGCUUGCGACGGAUCGAGUCACUUUCUACGACGAGAUCACGGAGGCCCUGCUGAGUAGCUGGCUCCGCAUUUUGCUCACCUACGUCGCCGUCGUAACGUUUCUGUCCUUCCUCCCCGAAACAAAAUUUCUCGUCUCCCAAGCGGGCCCCGUCGUGCCAGCGGUUGUGGGAGUGCUAGUGCUCUUUGUCACUAGCUACUCCACAAGAAAAAUGUUCUUUUCUCUUCUUCCGCUGCUCUGAGCGGACUCGACUUCUAGCUGCUCCAACUUGAAGAUGAACAACUACAUCCGCCAGCUACUACCCCUGUAAACACAACAAACACUUAGUACUAGUGCGAUAGCUCUAGUGCAGUAGAUGUUCCUAUGAAGUUACUGGUGUAAAAACAAGUCGGGGAUAUCGAUAUGAAUCUAUUCGUGCUUGCAUCUUGGUCAUGGUCAUUUAGCAAAAGGGCGCUGUCCUCUUUUUAUUUCGCGAAUCAUGGGAGUCACAGGUAGUGGAAGCGAGUAGACAAAGUCUCGAGCGGCAACUCGUUACAUAUCAUAGUAGAUGAAGUAAUUCGACUGAGAAUUUCUCAGCUACGCGUACGCUUCAUGCCCAAGGAAAAUACGAAAAGAUGUACCUGUCAUUCUCAUCUAUAGGGUUCUGGGGACUGAGUCAAGACGCUCCACCGCUGUGCCACGACUAUGUUCAGCUCAGCUCACAAACACAAUAAGAACAAUAAAAGCUAAGAAGUCACAAGAGAAGGCUAAAGCUCAUACAUGGCUAGUACGCACAGCUGCAUGAAGAUUGGAAGACUACGCGCCGUUUGUUGGUUGUGCUACGAAUUGUCGCAGCCGGAGGGCUUUCCAAGAAAUCGAAAGUACAACAAUAAAGAUGACUGGCAUCAGUGUGGAACACAGCAAAUCG